This is a messenger RNA of Papaver somniferum (opium poppy), 908 nucleotides long. Its product is annotated as dehydrodolichyl diphosphate synthase 2-like. The coding region runs from base 303 to 824 and encodes 173 amino acids. Gene Ontology annotation, biological process: response to cold; plastid membrane organization; polyprenol biosynthetic process. The record is from RefSeq and is a predicted model, not a curated record. Gene Ontology annotation, cellular component: chloroplast stroma. Lineage: Eukaryota; Viridiplantae; Streptophyta; Magnoliopsida; Ranunculales; Papaveraceae. The transcript is spliced from 3 exons.
CGGGAUAGAACAAUUAUCCGCUAGUCCAAAAAGAUUUAAAAUCCUAGAAAAUUACUAGCCUACCCUCAACAUUCAUGCGUGGGUUAAAAUUGUCUCCUCCCACUUCUUCUUCUUCUGCCUUGAUGAAUCCCGCUACCAACUCCUUCAUCAACUCCUCAUAAUUCAGAAGCUCUUUGUUUUCCUUUAUUUAUUGGAAUUUAAUUUCUGAUAAUUUUUUAGUUUGACACUCUGUAUCCGUUGUCGAGAAUUUGCAAAGACGCCUGUCAGAUCUUCUUCGACCUAAAGUGGAGGUUGACUUCUUAAUGAAAUUGUUUGAAAAGAUUUUAAAGGAAGAACUGGACUCUUUUAUGAGGCAAGGGGUUCGAAUUUCUGUAAUAGGGGAUUCCAGGAAGCUUCCGAGAUCACUACAAAAAUGCAUAACAAAAGUAACCGAAACCACCAAAAGGAACUCAGGUUGUCAUCUGAUUAUGGCAGUUAACUAUAGUGGAAGGACUGACAUUGUACACGCAUGCCGGAGGAUCUCUAACAAAGUAAAAGAUGGUUUAAUACAGCCGGAAGACAUCGACGAGAGACUAAUCACUCAUGAACUGGAAACAAAAUGUACAGAAUUCCCACAUCCUGAUCUACUUAUCAGGACUAGUGGUGAGCUUAGGUUGAGCAAUUUCUUAAUGUGGCAAUUGGCUUAUACUGAACUUUACUUUGAUGAGUCGUUCUGGCCUGAUUUUGGUGAAAAAGAAUUCGUACAAGCAUUGCAUUCAUUUCAACGACGACAGAGAAGAUUUGGUGGACAAAACGAUGAUAAUUUGGUAAACCAAAAAUCUUAACUAGCAAUAUGUCCUUGACAUUUGUACACAGUACUGAUGACAAUAAUUCGGUACUAUUGGUCUUGCAUUAAUAUGUAUACAAGU